AUGAGUCCCUCACAGCUUCUCAACCGCUUUCCUUGGGCCACGAGCCCCCUGAUUAGCAAUGCACCCAUGCUCGGAAUAGCUACCCCUCAGAUGACAGCUGAGGUGACAAAGGCUGGUGGCCUCGGGUUUCUCCCCUGUAUCGCCUAUCUUGAGCCAGACUCGGAACACAUCAACAGACUCGCGGGACACUUUGACGAGGUCCGCGCACUUCUCGGGGCUGAUCAACCGUCCGAAGGCCCACUCCGGGUCGGGGCCAGCUUCAUCACCAGUCACAGUUCCGUGAGUAACUUUGAGCAAACGGCCCUGCCGCUUAUAGCCGAGAACCGCCCAGCGGCGAUAUGGCUGUUCGCUCCGGACGACGAUCUCAAGCCGCACAGCAAGAUCAUCCCCAGCCUCAAGGCUCUUGAGCAACCGCCUAUUGUAUUCGUGCAGGUUGGCAAUGUCGUAGCUGCCCGAGAGGCUGCUCAAGAUGGUGCAGAUGUGCUUGUCACACAGGGUGUUGAUGCUGGCGGUCAUCAGUUUCGUCAGGGAUCAGGCAUCGUGAGCUUGGUUCCUGAAGUGAGGGAUAUGCUUGAUAAGGAGUUCCCGGACAGGAAGAUAAGUAUUGUGGCUGCAGGGGGUAUUGCUGAUGGGCGAGGAGUCGCUGGAGCAUUGGCUCUGGGGGCCGAGGGAGUGGUGAUGGGAACAAAGUUUACUAUCGCACCCGAGUCAAACUAUCCCGAUAUUCGAAAGAAGAAAGUCCUCGAAGCAGUAGAUGGCGGCGUAUCCACGUUCAAGUCUACCUUUAAUGACAGGAUAACCAACAGUCCUCUUUGGGGACCUCUAUACGAUGGACGUGCCAUUGUCGGCCCCAUUCAUGAAAAGUUCAUCGCAGGAGCAAGCCUAGAAGAAUGCCAGCGAAGCCUUAAGGAAGACUAUCCCGAGGACGAGGCUCGUUACAUCAUCAAUACUUGGGCGGGAACUGGCGUCGGCCUCAUUAACAAAGUUCAGCCUGCAGGGGAAAUUGUUCGUGAGGUGCGCGAAGACGCCAAGCGUGAACUCCAAAGAGCAGCUGGCCUAGUUUAA
This is a messenger RNA of Fusarium sp. VM40, 1065 nucleotides long. The record is from the annotation of a GenBank genome assembly. Lineage: Eukaryota; Fungi; Ascomycota; Sordariomycetes; Hypocreales; Nectriaceae.